Messenger RNA from Suillus subalutaceus, 573 nucleotides. RefSeq lists its product as uncharacterized. The coding region runs from base 1 to 573 and encodes 190 amino acids. NCBI's taxonomy places the organism in Eukaryota, Fungi, Basidiomycota, Agaricomycetes, Boletales, Suillaceae. The record is from RefSeq and is a predicted model, not a curated record. Gene Ontology annotation, molecular function: kinase activity. Gene Ontology annotation, biological process: carbohydrate metabolic process. The transcript is spliced from 7 exons.
AUGGCGACCUCUGCUUCAUUUCACGGUGUUGUUGGUCUUCAAAAUGGAAGCAAGAAUCUUGGCGAUACGACGGACACUCCAGAAAUCAGGGAUAUUCGUGUAAAUGUGUGUCCUAUCAUUGACGACGAAGGCAAAUCUGCGCAUUACCUUCACCUCUUUGCUAACGAUGACUUACAACCCCUUCCUAAUGGCGCUCGCACCUUUCAAACGGCCAUCAUAGCAGUUAAAGUUUCACGCAGCCCCACUACGAAUGGCGGGAAGUGCAUAGGACAACUUAUUGACUUCAUCAUCACCGCUCAUACCGCGUAUCCCGAACUCAAAGAACGUGCAAAGCAAGAGGGAAAGGCUAUUCAUACUGUCUUGCUGGACGUCCUCGAAAAAUUGCGCCAUGAGAAUCAUGUUGAUACCUACACGGAGCUCACGAAGCAUAUACAUUGCUAUCCCGAUUUCCAUGGAAACAGGUUUCCAAAUGCCGACCCCCGAAUGAGAGGAUCCAUUGAAUCAUCUAUCGCCGACCUCGCUCGCAAGUACUUGCAAGCGGAACUGCACGACGAGGCGUGCAGAUUAGUGUGA